AUGGAUGCAAAUGGGAGGCUACGUGCUAACACCUGGGCAAGGUCUUCAUCCUUAACCUCUCCUGCAAGUGGUUUAGCCUCGGAUCCUCUGUCUUUCCCAGGUUUUGGUUUGCAGAAUAAUCAACCCAAAUGGGAUGAUCCCUCAAAUUCAGAUUAUGGGAUCAGGGCAGAAGUACCUUUCAAAGAAUUCAACCAACCUUCUCAAACUCAGUCUCCGCUUCCUUGCAACUCAAACAAUGAGAUUGAGAUCCCUGAUCAAGAAAACUGUCAUCUGAAUGAAUCAUCACAAACCAGUACACUCCAAGAUUGGGAACCCAAUGUGAUUUUGAAUAACCUGUCUUUCCUGGAAGAAAAGAUUCAUCAGCUCCAGGAUCUAGUGCAUUUGAUUGUUAGUCAAAAGGGCGUUGGACAACCUAAUGAACUUGUUACUCAAGAACAACAGCUCAUCACAACUGAUCUUACAUCAAUCAUUAUUCAAUUGAUCUCUACUGCAGGUAGUCUUCUCCCUUCUGUUAGGCAUAACCUUGCAAAUGCAAGUUCAUUGAUUGGACAGAUUGACCAGCUUCGUGGGGCGACGGUUCCUUCUGGAACUGGUGGAAGUGGCAGCUUUAUCCAACCACAAAAUAAUGGUGAAAAAAAAAAGUCUGAUCAGUCCAUGCAGACUGAUCUACCUAAUAAUGGUGAAAUGGAGCCAAACUACAAUAUGGUAGAACAAGAACUCAAAGAUGAAGAAGAUGUAGAUGAUGGAGAAAACCUUGCCCCUGGUUCGUAUGAGAUUCUACAACUAGAGAAAGAAGAAAUCCUUGCUCCUCAUACCCAUUUCUGUACAAUUUGUGGGAAGGGGUUCAAGAGAGAUGCAAAUCUCCGAAUGCACAUGCGUGGCCAUGGUGACGAGUACAAAACCCCAGCAGCGCUUGCAAAACCGCACAAAGAAUCCGGGUCACCAAAGCUUAUCAAGAGGUAUUCCUGUCCCUAUCCUGGCUGCAAGCGCAACAAGGAUCACAAGAAGUUUCAACCUCUGAAAACUAUCCUGUGUGUCAAAAACCAUUACAAAAGGACGCAUUGUGACAAGAGUUACACUUGCAGCAGAUGCAACACCAAGAAGUUCUCAGUCAUGGCUGAUCUGAAAACUCAUGAAAAACAUUGUGGUAAGGAUAAAUGGCUCUGUUCAUGUGGCACAACAUUUUCUAGAAAAGACAAGCUUUUUGGUCACAUUGCUCUUUUCCAAGGCCAUACUCCAGCCAUUCCCUUGGAUGACACUAAAGGGGUAGUUGAGGCACCCAAUCAUGACAGCAAAGAAAGCAGUAAGGUGGGGAAUAUGAACUUCACUUUUGGAUCAACUCCUUCAAAUGGAAAUGAUGUUGAAAAUGUCAUGGAUGUUAAAGGCAAUAGUGAUGAUCCUAUCAGUUUUUUCUCAUCAUUGAACUUUGACACCAGCUUUGGUGGGUUUAAUGAAUUCACCAGACCUCUAUUUGAUGACUCAGAAGGCCCAUUCUCUUUUGUCAUGCCUGGAUCUUUCAAAUCUGGAGGAGAAUCAAGUCCUGACAAUCUUUUGUAA
Messenger RNA from Sphenostylis stenocarpa, 1557 nucleotides. NCBI's taxonomy places the organism in Eukaryota, Viridiplantae, Streptophyta, Magnoliopsida, Fabales, Fabaceae. The record is from the annotation of a GenBank genome assembly.